AUGGCGGCUUUAGAGGGAGUCAACUUUGUUCGAAUCUUCUUCUACCUUAAUAGCAAUAUCAGCCCCGAAGUGAAGGCAUCGCUGGUAGCCCUAGCCUACGCGACAGCUCGAGACAAAUUCCUGGCGCCUAAGGCAAUAUUGAUUCGGUCUGGGUUACACAAUACCACUACCCGUAUGGGCAAGCAUGUCAUAGAUCCUCAAGGCUGGCACGGGACUUUCGCCUUCAAGACUGAGGGUCAACUCGAACGUGAAUACCAUGUGGCGUCUAGGAAUUGCUCCGGGGGACAAUUUUUCCAGCCAAUCCUUAACCGCUACUUGCGACGCGAGCCUGGGAUCCAAAACAAGCCAUAUUCGCUCGAAGUUCGGACAACACGCGAUAUGAACCAGUGUCAAAAAAUGACGCGGAAUCUUCUUAACAUUCUCACGCGUCCCUUCAAGGCGUUUCGCCAGUCGCCCUGGGCAUUAUCGUCCGCCCUUCCAUCCCGAAUCGACGCGUCCUUGCUGGUUGAAGAGGAGAACUCCCCCUACUACGAACCAGCCUAUUUUUAUCCGGCGCGGAUCGGUGAAAUACUUAAUGACCGGUAUCAAAUUGCGACCAAGCUUGGCCACGGAAGCAGAUCGAGUGUAUGGCUUGCAAGGGACCUUCACCAGUGGCGCUGGUCGAACGAGCGAUAUCUGGCUCUUAAAAUUAACUCUAAUAAUUCCCACGCAAGGAAAGCUGCUGGUGACGUUGAGCUAGAGGUUCUACAGCUUAUAACGAGAGCGAACCGUCAACAUGAGGGCUGGCGUUUCGUUCGAAAAUUACUUGACUCUUUUUCUGUCCAGGGAAUCUCAGGGAGUCAUGUAUGUCUCGUCUUCGAGCCUUUACCGCUUGAUUAUCUCCACACUGAAUGUCAUAUCAUUCAUACCGACUUAAAGCCGGAUAAUAUCAUGGUACAACUGGAAGAUCAUGGGCUCUUAUCCCAGGAUGCUCGAGAUGAGUUUGAAAACCCACUACCUCAGAAGCAUUGUAAUGAUGGACGUAUCAUCUAUCUAUCCCGGAAGGACUAUGGACCGCUGAAGAAAAUCAUCGGGCUGAUUGAAGUCGUCGACUUUGAUCUAGCAGUCCAAGGUGAUAUUCUUCAAGAUGGCUGUAUCCAGGCGGAGGUAUAUCGUGCGCCAGAGGUCAUUUUUGACAGAGGGUAUACGUAUAGUGCUGAUAUAUGGAGCCUGGGAGUUAUGCUAUGGGAUUUUCUAGAAGGACGAACACUGUUUGAAUCAGUUGAUCCACACAUCGUUGAAGACUAUGAUGACGCAACGCAUCUUGCGUAUAUAACGUCGCUUUUGGGUCCUGCCCCUAAAGACUUUGUUCGCCGCGGCAAGAGGACAUCGAUAUUCUAUACGGCUGCUGGAACACUCAAAAGAGAAGACCUUGUGCCUAGUAACUUUAGCUUUGAAAGCAGCAUCUCCAAGUUUAAUGGGGAAGAAAAGAGGAUGUAUAUUAAGUUCGUCAACCGGAUGAUCAAAUGGAACCCCGAAGAGCGAAGUACGGCGAAGGAGCUACUGCAGGAUCCAUGGCUUCACAAUGAUUAUCCGCAAAUAUAG
Penicillium roqueforti is the source of this 1584-nucleotide messenger RNA. RefSeq lists its product as uncharacterized. The record is from RefSeq and is a predicted model, not a curated record. Bases 1 to 1584 code for a protein of 527 amino acids. Gene Ontology annotation, molecular function: ATP binding; protein kinase activity. The transcript is spliced from 8 exons. Lineage: Eukaryota; Fungi; Ascomycota; Eurotiomycetes; Eurotiales; Aspergillaceae. Gene Ontology annotation, biological process: regulation of mRNA processing; protein phosphorylation; spliceosomal complex assembly.